This is a messenger RNA of Racocetra persica, 238 nucleotides long. NCBI's taxonomy places the organism in Eukaryota, Fungi, Glomeromycota, Glomeromycetes, Diversisporales, Gigasporaceae. The record is from the annotation of a GenBank genome assembly.
CAAAGAAGCUCAAGUUUGUAUUGUUAAUUUUUGGAAGAACAACUAUUAUGGCGUUGAAGAACAAAAAAGAUAUUUUGCUGCUGGUGGAAGUCAAGGAGCAUUAGAUGAUAUUAAAAAUGAUUAUAGUUAUUUUAAAAGAGGAGAAUAUAAUUUUAGAGAUGGUUUACUUCCUAUUUGUAAUUAUGUUGCUGAUAUUAACGACUAUUGCAACUUUUUAGACAAAUCAAAUAAUCAAUAA